Messenger RNA from Rangifer tarandus platyrhynchus (Svalbard reindeer), 2010 nucleotides. Lineage: Eukaryota; Metazoa; Chordata; Mammalia; Artiodactyla; Cervidae. The record is from the annotation of a GenBank genome assembly.
AUGCCGGGGAUGGUGCUCUUCGGCCGGCGCUGGGCCAUCGCCAGCGACGACUUGGUUUUCCCGGGGGUCUUCGAGCUGUUGGUGCGAGUGCUGUGGUGGGUUGGCAUCCUGAUGCUGUACCUCAUGCACAGAGGGAAGCUGGGCUGCCCAGGGGGCGCCCUGCUCAGCAGCUACCUGAUCGUGCUCCUGGUGCUCCUGGCCGUCAUCAUAGGCACCGUGUCGGCCAUCGUGUGUGUCAGCAUGAGAGGGACCAUCUGUAAUCCGGGACCGCGGAAGUCCAUGUCCAAGCUGCUCUACGUGCGCCUGGCGCUCUUCCUGCCAGAGAUGGUCUGGGCGUCCCUGGGGGCCGCCUGGAUCGCGGACGGCGUUCAGUGUGACCGGACUGUGGGCAACGGCAUCAUCGCAACCGUUGUGGUCAGCUGGCUCAUCAUCGCCUCCACCGUGCUCACCAUCCUCAUCGUCUUCGACCCGCUGGGGGGCAGGGCGGCCCCGGGCACCCCCCUGGGCCCCCAGCCCCUGGACAGCCGUGAGUCCAGCCAGCUGCUGAGCGGCCUCAGGACGGCAGCGACCGGCGUGUGGGAGACGCGAGUCAGGCUGCUCUGCUGCUGUGUCGGCCGGGACGACCACACUCGCGUCGCCUUUUCGAGUACGGCAGAACUUUUCUCAACCUACUUUUCAGACACGGACCUGGUGCCCAGCGACAUCGCGGCCGGCCUUGCCCUCCUCCAUCAGCAGCAGGACCAUGCCCAGAGCUCACCGGAGCCCACCGAGGUCGUCACCCACUCCCCCGGGCCCUUCCAGGAGGCCGAUCUGGAUGCAGAGUUGGGGAACUGCCAGCACUACAUGCAGUUUGCAGCCGCCGCCUACGGGUGGCCUCUCUACAUCUACAGGAACCCCUUCACGGGGCUCUGCCGGGUCGGCGGGGACUGCUGCAGAAGCAGGACCACUGACUACGACCUGGUCGGAGGCGAUCAGCUCAACUGCCACUUCAGCUCCAUCCUGCAGACGACGGGGCUGCAGCACCGGGACUUCAUCCACGUCAGCUUCCACGACAAGGUGUAUGAGCUCCCCUUCUUGGUGGCCCUGGACCACAGGAAGGAGUCGGUGGUGGUGGCCGUCAGAGGAACCAUGUCUCUGCAGGACAUCCUCACAGACCUGUCCGCAGAGAGCGAGCCCCUCAACCUGGAGUGUGAGGUGCAGGACUGCUGGGCACACAAGGGCAUUUCUCAGGCCGCCAGAUACGUCUACCGCCGACUCGUCAACGACGGGAUUCUGAGCCAAGCGUUCAGCAUCGCACCGGAGUACCAGCUGGUCGUCGUCGGGCACAGCCUGGGUGCGGGCGCCGCGGCGCUGCUGGCCCUCAUGCUCAAGAGCCCGUACCCGCAGGUCAGGUGCUACGCCUUCUCCCCACCCAGGGGGCUGCUCAGCAAAUCCCUUUAUGAAUACUCCAAGACCUUCAUCGUGUCCCUUGUCCUGGGCAAGGACGUGAUUCCCAGGUUGAGUGUGACCAACUUGGAAGAUCUGAAGAGGAGGAUCCUGCGAGUGAUCGCCCACUGCAACAAGCCCAAGUACAAGAUCCUGCUGCGCGGGUGCUGGUACGAACUGUUCGGAGGGAGCCCCGAGGACCUUCCCACCGAGCUGGAUGGGGGCGACCUGACGCAGCCCCUCCUCGGGGAGCACAGCCUGCUGGCGCACGGGUCCCCGGCCUACAGCUUCUCCAGCGAGUCCCCGCUCGAGUCCCCCACCAGGUACCCACCGCUCUACCCUCCCGGCAGGAUCAUCCACCUGGAGGAAGAAGGCGCCUCAGGGAGGUGCUCCUGCUACCCUGCUGCUCGGUACACCGUGAGGUGGUCCCACGAGUCAGAAUUCAGCAAAAUACUCAUCGGCCCCAAGAUGCUCACAGACCACAUGCCAGACAUCCUGAUGAGAGUCCUGGACCACGUGGUGUCCGACAGGGCCGCCUGCGUUUCCUGCCCGGCCCGGGGAGGCUCCAGCGUGGACCUGGCAUGA